UGGGGUAAAGAUGGGCCUUCUUAAGUUCCAAAGGCACAACUCUUAUUGAUUGGAAGUUUUGAAUUCGAAAAGCCCUAGAAUUAGGCUUAAGACAGUCCACGCUUGCAGUGGAGCCGAAGGAACGACAUACCCACAUGGAAACAACGGACAAACCCCCAAACCCCUCCGAGAAUCCCCCUAACGACGUCGUCUUCGACGACUCGUCGCCGGAAACCGACCUCACUCCCUCAAGCUCAACCCCUCACGAAAACCACUCGUCGGAAAACCCAUCGGCACCUCCCCAAACGAUCCUCGAAGCCCCCGUUUCGGACUCUCAAGAUGACUCCUCCGAGCCCAUUCCCGAAGGCGAAGACACCCUUCUCGAACAACAGCACCUCCAAAACCCUAUCGAACCGGGCCCAGCUGAACCCGCUCUGCCAGCCAAGAGACGCCGUCGCAGGAAGAAGUUCUUCACGGAGCUGAAUGGCUCUCCGUCGUUGGCCAAGAACCGCCGCACCGAUCUCAACAAAGACGUCGACGUCGAAGCCCUAAUCGCAAUAUCAGUGGGAUUUCCGGUCGACUCGCUCACGGAGGAGGAAAUCGAGGCCAACGUGGUCCCCACCAUCGGCGGCGUUGAGCAAGCCAACUAUAUCGUCGUGAGGAACCACAUUCUGGCUCGGUGGAGGUCAAAUGUGUCUUUCUGGUUGACCCGGGAGCUGGCGCUGGAGUCAAUUCGCUCGGAGCACAAAGGCCUGGUAGACUCAGCUUACGAGUUUCUGGUGGAGCACGGCUACAUCAACUUCGGGCUUGCACCGGCAGUGAAAGAAGCAAAAUUGAGGUCCUUUGUCGAGGCCGAGAGGGGCAAUGUGGUCAUUGUGGGGGCUGGCUUGGCAGGUUUGGUGGCUGCCAGACAAUUGGUGUUUUUGGGCUUCAAAGUUGCGGUCUUGGAAGGUAAGAGCAGGCCGGGUGGUCGCGUGAAGACGAGGAAGAUGGUAGGCGAGCGUGAGGGAGUGGAGGCUGCGGCGGAUCUCGGCGGAAGUGUCCUCACUGGAAUCAACGGCAACCCGCUCGGAGUUUUAGCUAGGCAACUGGGUUUGCCUCUUCACAAAGUGAGGGAUAUUUGCCCGCUUUAUUUACCAGAUGGGAAAGCUGUGAAUUCUGAGAUGGAUUCUAGUAUAGAGGCUUCUUUUAAUAAGUUGUUAGAUAGAGUUUGUAAGCUUAGGCACGCAAUGAUAGAGGAAGUUAAGUCCGUAGAUGUUUCGUUAGGGACUGCAUUGGAAGCGUUUCGACGCGUUUAUAGUGUUGCCCAAGACGCACAAGAGCGGAUGCUCUUGGACUGGCAUCUUGCCAAUUUGGAAUAUGCAAAUGCUUCCUUGAUGUCGAAUUUGUCCAUGGCCUAUUGGGAUCAGGAUGAUCCCUAUGAGAUGGGAGGUGACCAUUGUUUUAUCCCGGGAGGCAAUGAGACUUUUGUGCGGUCCCUUGCAGAGGGCCUUCCAAUCUUCUAUGAAAGGACUGUGCAAAGUAUUCGGUAUGGUUCUGAUGGGGUUUUGGUUUAUGCAAACGGGCAGGAGUUUCGUGGGGACAUGGUUCUUUGCACGGUCCCGUUAGGUGUGCUUAAGAAGGGUUCAAUUGAAUUUGUCCCUGAGCUUCCACAAAGGAAGAAGGAUGCAAUUCAUAGUUUAGGAUUUGGAUUACUGAAUAAGGUUGCCAUAUUGUUCCCUUAUAACUUCUGGGGUGGAGAUAUUGAUACUUUUGGGCACUUGACUGAGGAGCCGACUAUGAGAGGCGAGUUCUUUCUGUUUUAUAGCUACUCUUCUGUAUCAGGAGGGCCUCUUCUAGUUGCUCUUGUGGCUGGAGAUGCUGCAAUUAAGUUUGAGUUGAUGUCUCCUGUUGAGUCUGUGAAUAGGGUGUUGGACAUAUUAAGGGGUAUUUUCAACCCGAAAGGGAUUGCUGUUCCGGAACCUAUUCAGGCAGUGUGCACUCGGUGGGGGAAGGAUGACUUUGCAUACGGAUCUUAUUCAUAUGUUGCAGUAGGGUCUUCAGGAGAUGAUUAUGAUAUUCUGGCAGAGAGUAUUGGGGAUGGGAGAGUGUUCUUUGCUGGAGAGGCCACUAACAAGCAAUAUCCGGCAACAAUGCACGGAGCUUUUUUGAGUGGGAUGAGAGAAGCGGCUAACAUACUGAGAGUAGCCAAACUAAGGUCAAUUAUCCCAUCAGAAAAAUCAAGUAAUGUUGGUGAUGAAAAGGACGAUUUGAAUAAUUUAUUUGACACCCCUGACCUAAGAUGUGGGAGCUUCUCUGUUUUGUAUGAUCCCCGGUCAAAUGAGUUUGAUUCUGCUAACUCGCUGUUGAGGGUGACAUUUGGAGGGGGAAAUAUGUACAUGGGAUCAUGUCUCUCUCUUUGCCUAUAUGGUUUGAUUUCGAGGAAUCAGGCGAAGAAGUUGAGUGAGGUAGAAGGGGAUGGGAACAGGAUGAGAAUGAUAAAUGUGGAAUUUGGGGUGAGGUUGGUUGGGAGGAGAGGUCUAAGUGGUGCCGGGGAAUCUUUAAUCAGCUACAUUAGGACAGCAAAAUCAAAACCCAACGUAGAUGGAGGAGUUAAAGUAUGAAGAAUCCUGGGUAUGUGUUGUGCAUAAUGGAUUGCAGUUGAUUGGAUCAUUGAUUUGAGCAGCUGGAUGGAAUUCAUGGGCAACUGAACUGAACUGAUUUGGUUUGGUAGUGAUUAUUUCUGCCUUGGUUAAGUUGUUGCUUAAUUCUGUCCUUGGAAGUGCAAAAGUGAUUGUGAGUUAUUUAUUCUUCAUCCUCUCUUACUCCCUCGUGAAUUUAGUUGAAGAAGUAUGAUUUUUCUUCA
Molecule: messenger RNA, 2824 nt
Organism: Pyrus x bretschneideri (Chinese white pear)
Lineage: Eukaryota; Viridiplantae; Streptophyta; Magnoliopsida; Rosales; Rosaceae
Product: lysine-specific histone demethylase 1 homolog 1-like
Exons: 1
Coding region: 135-2582 (815 amino acids)
Cellular component (GO): nucleus
Molecular function (GO): oxidoreductase activity; protein binding
Source: RefSeq, a predicted model, not a curated record